UCUUUUGAGCGGCGCACGUGGAGCAAAACAGAAGUGCUCACGUUUUUAGUCAAUUUCAGCUCUAAAACCUUUAUAAAUUAAGUUAAAAGUAUGGGUCGCAAAGCUGAAUACAGUGAGAAACCGAAGAAGGGACCUGGGCGGAAAGCCCGAAAGCAGGGACCCCCUGUUUUUCGCAAGCAGUCCUUUGCCCCCAUGGAGGAGGAGGAGAAGAAGCUCUCGCAUAGGCAAAAACAGCGCUCUGUCAAGCGGGAGCAGAAAAAGGUAGUUCAAAAGGCGAAACUGCAGGAGAAACGCGCCAAAGGAAAGCAAACGCAACAAGUGCGAAGAAAAACGCCCUACAACAGUGACAGUGAAGCUGAGGAGGAGGAGGAAGUGCAGCCCCAGGAAGCCUCCUCCGACGAGGAGGUGCCUCAAUUGGUUCCGGCGCCGAAAACCAAGAAAUCGGCUGCUUCCAAAGGCUUCACGGACGACAACAGCGAGUGGCUGAAACCUAAGAAGCAAAAGAAGCAGGUGGAACCUGAAUCCGAGGAGGAGGAAGAGGAUGAUGAGGAGGAUUUGGAAGAGGAAUCUGAUGCUGAGCUGGAGGAAGGUUCCGAAGAGGAAAAUGGUCUCGAAGAAGACGAAUCCGGCGAAGAAGAAGUAUCCGGUGAGGAAGAUGAAGAAGAGGAAUCUGAUGAAGACGCAGCUCAAGUUGGCAAGCUAGAUGACCUUUCCGACGAUGAAGCCAAUUCCGAUGAUGAUUUUGAUAUCUCCGGAGAUGAAGACGCCGCCGAGGCCUCCUCCGACGAAGAAGAGGACGAUGAAGACGAUGAUGAUGAUGACAAGUUGCCCAUCGAGCGUGCCAACAAAAAGCUGAAAAAACGUGAGGCUAAGGAAGCCCAGCUGGCCGAUGACGAAAUGCAAAUGACUGUCGAUCGCCAGGAUGUGUUCCAGCUGCCAAAUGAAGAGGAGGAGGCUGAGAAGGACCUAACCCUUCAGGAGGUGCAACAGCGCAUCAAAGAUGUGACACUGGUUCUCUCAGACUUCAAGAAGUAUCGUCAGGCGGAUCGGUCUCGAGGAGAGUACAUCGAUCUGUUGCGUAGGGACUUGUGCCUGUACUACAGCUACAAUGAGUUUCUGAUGGAGAAGCUGAUGGACAUGUUCCCGCUAACUGAGCUCAUGGAGUACCUUGAGGCCUCCGAGGUGGCUCGUCCCUUGACCAUUCGUACGAACACACUGAAAACACGUCGCCGGGAUUUGGCAGGAGCUCUCAUUAAUCGUGGCGUGAAUCUGGAUCCUCUGGGAAAGUGGACUAAGGUGGGAUUGGUCGUGUUCAACUCCCAAGUGCCCCUGGGUGCUACGCCAGAGUACUUGGCUGGCCACUACAUGAUCCAGGGCGCCUCUUCCCUACUGCCCGUAAUGGCACUAGCCCCACAGGAGAACGAAAGAAUUCUGGACAUGUGCUCGGCUCCAGGAGGCAAGGGCUCCCACAUAGCAUCCAUCAUGAAGAAUACCGGUGUUCUGUUUGCCAACGAUUCCAACCGGGACCGCAUCAAGGCGAUCGUGGCCAACUUCCAUCGCUUGGGAAUCGUAAACGCUGUGGUUAGCUGCGAGGAUGGUACCAAGUUCCGGAACAUUAUGACUGGCUUUGAUCGUGUCCUUCUCGAUGCUCCCUGCACGGGCACUGGCGUUGUCUCCAAGGAUCCCAGUGUGAAGACCACCAAGUCGGACGUGGACGUGCAGCGUUGUUACAACCUGCAGAGGAAACUUUUACUCACUGCCAUCGAUUGUGUGGACGCCAAGUCGUCAAGCGGUGGCUAUAUCGUGUACUCCACCUGCUCGGUGCUUCCGGAGGAGAACGAGUGGGUUAUCGACUAUGCGCUGAAGAAACGCAACGUCAAGUUGGUGCCCACUGGUCUGGACUUUGGCGUGGAGGGCUUCACUAAGUUCCGACAGCAUCGUUUCCAUCCCAGCUUGAACCUGACGAAGCGAUACUAUCCCCACACCCACAACAUGGAUGGUUUCUAUGUGGCCAAGCUGAAGAAGUUCUCCAACACGAUACCCAUCACCAAGGAGCAGCAGGAGGAGGAUGAGAAGCAGCUGGACGAAGCUAUCGAGGCCGAUGCUGCCCCCAAAGAAGCUGAGGAGGAAACUGAGGAGUCGCCAGAGGAGAAGGCUCCUCGCAAGGUUCUGGGCAAGAGGGCCGGCAAGCCAUCUCUUACGGAUAUCGAGCAGGAUUUGAAGAAGAAAAAGCUCGAAGAGAGCAAGUCGAAGUAUGUGGUGCAGGUGUUUGAGAAGCCCGUCAAGGUAGCCAAGAAGCCAAAACCAGAAGCGAACCAGCCGCAGGAAAAGAAGGGCAAGAAGCCACAGGGAACUGAAGAGAAGCAAAAUGGAAACGCCACCAAAAAGUCUCAACAGAAUGGAAAUGAAGAAGCCUCCCAGCCCGAACGCAAGUGGCCGAAGAAGAAGACACCAAUUAAGGUGUUCGGAAAUGCUCCUCCCAACAAACCAGCCGGCAAGAAGCCUCCAGUGAAUGGUACUCCCUCACCAGCCAAGACGGAUCCCAAGAAGAAGUUCCCUGCGGAGAAUAAAAACGGAAAGCCUUCUCCCAACAAACCAGCAGAUAAGAAGACACCUACAGAACCCAAGGGAAAGAAGCCUCCUACAGAACCUAAGGGAAAGAAGCCUCCUACAGAACCAAAAGGCAAGUCAUCCGCACUGGCCAAGGCUCCGAGAGUAGACCUCGAUGAUGUGCCCGUUUUGGAGGGCAAACCCAUUAAGAAGCAAAACAAACUGAAGCAAAAAUCCAAGCAGAUCGGCCAGCUGAAGAAGUCCAAAACAGGAGCCAAUGCGGGGAAGAAGCAAAAGUUCAAAAAGUGAACACCCUUAGUCCAGAAUUAAGUAGAUUUUAAGCCAGUGACAUAUAGUUGGGCUAAUCCCAGAAGUUGAAUUGAUUGAACUACAACAGUGGUGUAUUUUACAAUUAGAUUCAAUAAAUGCCAAGUCGAGUUAGA
This is a messenger RNA of Drosophila bipectinata, 2993 nucleotides long. RefSeq lists its product as uncharacterized. The record is from RefSeq and is a predicted model, not a curated record. Gene Ontology annotation, molecular function: rRNA (cytosine-C5-)-methyltransferase activity; RNA binding. Gene Ontology annotation, biological process: rRNA base methylation; maturation of LSU-rRNA. Gene Ontology annotation, cellular component: nucleolus. Lineage: Eukaryota; Metazoa; Arthropoda; Insecta; Diptera; Drosophilidae.